AUGUCAGAGCGUCCUCAAUACUUUGAGAACACAUUGGCAUUGCCAUCUAUUAAUCCAGUGACACUUUCCGAAAGCCUUCAGAGUCUUCGUGCUGCGGUGCGGAACGGUGCCAGAUUGGUUCAGGAAAAUACACCCCUCCCAGAAACAUGGGGCCCGAAUGGCCUAUUUAGGGCUUUCCCCGGUAUCGCCCUGGCUUUCCUACGCCUAGACUAUCAAUCUUCGGUACUUGAAGACCCUCUAGUGGCUUCUCCGGAUUAUCGUCACUUCGCCCUGCAGCGAAUUCCGUCGAGCCCUCCUGAUGCCGAACUAUUAGCAUCUCGAUUGUCGCCUCUUGGUUCCCUUUGUCCAAUAACCGCGAUCAGUAUGCGCAUUCUGGCUAAUUUGGCCAAGAACGGCUGGGAAGACAACUCCCAUGUCGGUCUUACUGACAAUGAUAUGACUUGUCUUUCCAAGGCCGUGCAAUUGGCAAUAAACAACGAGCCUCUCGUUACACAUGAUGGCCGCAAAAUGGGUGGUGAUGAGAUACUUUUCGGGCGUGCGGGACUCCUUUGGGCACUCUUGAAUAUCAGAGCUCAUAACUUUGAUCAAGAGGACCAAAGUGCCCUGUCACCUGUACUGCAAAAAAUUCCCGAGCUCAUUAGGGUCAUUGUUGAUGCCGGUAAACAAGGGUCCGUGGCAUACAUUGAAAAGAACGGGGAUCAAGGAGCACAACCAUUGAUGUAUGCGUGGAUGGAGGAUCAUUACUGCUUUGGAGCGGUUCAUGGAGCCUCCGGCAUUCUCGCGAUCUUACUUUCGUGUGAGCCCGAAGAGCUUGCAGAAUACAUUCCCGCAAUUGGUGGCACUAUCACCUCACUCUGCCAACUCUCAGUUAGCACCAGUGGUCAUCUCCCGAUGACAACCCCUGCCUUCAGUUUUGGACAGCGGUCCGAGCUAGUUCAACUAUGUCAUGGGGUGCCAGGACUGCUCAUUUUGCUUGCUGCGGCCUUGAAGCAUGAAAAUUUGACUUGCGCCCAUUGGGACCCAUCCUGGGAUCAAGCAAUCUACUUAGGGAGCGAGCGCAUUUGGGAAGAGGGCUUACUAUCCAAGGGUGGUAGCUUGUGCCAUGGUGUCUCUGGCAACGCAUGGGCAUGGCUUCUUCUUCAUGACACCUUUGAAUACCAUGGAGAUCAGAUCAACGAUGCCCGUGGAGCGUAUCUUCGGCGCACUCAGAUCGCGACCCUAUCAGACUCGGCAAUCAGCCAAAAGCUCACUGGUGACUUUUUCUUGUCAAGGGCGCUUGCAUUCAUGCUACAUGCGCGGGAGACGAAGCCAUACAACACCUCCCCUGUGGCUUCUGAUAAGGACUAUCGCAUGCCCGAUGAGCCUUAUACUUUGUUUGAGGGUCUUGCUGGUAACAUCUGUGCGUGGGCUGAUACUUGCGCCGUUCUUCAAGCCAGGCUGCGCAAGAUGGAAUUGGUUGAGCAGGGUAUAUGUAUCAGAAACGGAGUCCCACGCGAUCCAGCUUUUCAACAUGCUUUGUCGAAACAAAUCGGAUUCCCGGCCUUGGGUGGAAACGGGGCAACGGGCAUCUACUAG
Molecule: messenger RNA, 1575 nt
Organism: Penicillium brevicompactum
Lineage: Eukaryota; Fungi; Ascomycota; Eurotiomycetes; Eurotiales; Aspergillaceae
Product: lanthionine synthetase C family protein
Exons: 4
Coding region: 1-1575 (524 amino acids)
Biological process (GO): peptide modification; carbohydrate metabolic process
Cellular component (GO): plasma membrane
Source: RefSeq, a predicted model, not a curated record